AUGAAGCCCUGCCAGAGAGAUUAUGCCUUCAAGGCAGCAGAAGCUUUUCUACACUGCACCUUUAUACUUCUUAUUAUGACAGCACUAACUUUCACUUCUUCAACGAAUCAAAAUAUAUCUGACGUUACAUAUGUAUUUAUCAGCCAGGAGAAUGAAGGUUCAAGAACACCGAAGACAUCAGUAUCUUCUAAGAUUUCAAAUAUUUUGGAAGAUCUUGUCUGGUAUUUGAAUUCUCAGGGAACAGAGAACAUCUAUGAACCAACUAAAAAUGUGGAAGCUAAUGAAGAUAUUGAAUUGAGAGUGAUGAUGAACGUUUCAGAGAUCAUUUCAUGUCUUUGGUUCUUUAAAGAGAAACAAGCUUGUAAACCCUCAAUGGACUCAGAAUAUACAUACGUUACAUCCUUGGCUUUUUCCCAAAUAAGAGAAACACAAGCUGGAAAACACACUCUCUUGGUCAUAAGCGAAAAUAGUAAUUACACAAUAAUAUUUACUGUUCUUGUCCGAAAGGAACCAGGGAAACCCUGCUUCAGGAAAACUAAAAAGGUUGAUGCUGUACAGUGCAUAUCAGAGAGCUACCCCCAGCCAUCUUUGGAGCAGAUAUUUUGCAAAACACCUGAAGAAAGUGACCCUAAUAAAAUGCAUGAAGAAACUGGGGAAAUACAUGGCAAACAGAAGAUAUAACAUGGAUUACCUGAGGAUGAAUUAUUUCAAACAUACAUAUGGUGCUGUGCAGUUAAUGAACUGGGCAGAGAAUGCACUAGCCUGUUCACAAUAGAUUUAAAUGAAAGACAUGCGGCACCUUUACCUGAAUAAUUACUUCUAAAAGUCGGAGAACCAUUUCUGAUCAGAGGCAGAGCUAUUUAUCCUAAUAGAUAUCCUUAUAGAUUCAGAAUUCAAUUAUCGUUUAAAAACAAAGAUUUACAGCAGGACCACUGUUUUGAAGGAUUAGAAUAUCAAACAGAUCACUCGAUGGUUCGGAUUCAGUAUGCAUUUGCUUCAGCAGCAGGAGGAAACGAUAGUGGAUGUUACACCUGUUCUUCCACAGUACAACCAAAUCAAACUUCUCUGAUUACAGUUUUAGAGCAAGGGUUUAUAAACAUAACUGCUCGGGAGGAUUUUGAAAAUGGUGAAGAAGAGUUUUGCUUUGAAGUUAACCUUACAGCAUAUCCAACCAUUAGGUGCAUGUGGCUAUUUUCCCAAAACACAUUUCCACGUGAGCAAAGUUGCAGUGUGGAUGGACUCAGCAUUUCGUCGAAGUUCUGCAACCGUCAGCACCAGCCUGGGGUAUAUGUGUUUUGUGCAGAAAAUGAUGAUACAGUCAUGACAAAAAGAUCACUUUGUAUGGGAAAAUUAACAUUCAAGCAUAUCUCCUGCAUUUCUAACAGUUACCCUGCCUCAUCCUGGAUUUGGAGGAACUGUCCUGAACUGAACUCAUCUAACUGUGCAGACGAAAUCACUGAGGAGAUUCAGAACUUCUUACCAGAGAAGAGGUCAUGGAUUUCAAGCAGUACUUUAGAUACAAAGGAGACAGCAACAACCUUCUCUACAGAGUGCUGCGCAAACAGUUCUGUUGGUUCAGCCUGUGAAAAGAGUUUAAUUAACCUGUCAGGCACUGUUCUUGGUUCUGGGGCUUUGGGGAAAGUGGUGAACACAAGAGCUAAUGGAAUUAGCACGGUGGGAGAUUCAGUCCAAGCUGCAGUCAAAAUGCCAAAAGAAAAAUCUGACACUUCAGAAGAAGAAGCUCUAAUGUCUGAGCUGAAAAUGUUAAGCCAUAAAAGCAUUGCGAACCUACUAGGAGCUUGCACUGUGUUGGGUAACUAGCAAUUACCAAUCUACUUGAUAUUUGAAUACUGUUGCUAUGGUGAUCUUCUGAACUACUUACAGAGCAAGAGAGAAAAACUUCAUUGGACAUUGGCAGAUAUCUUUAAACAGCACAACUUCAACCUUUACCACAAUAUCCAUUUGGAUCAAAACUCCAGGUAUGGAACUCCACUAACAUAUGGUGUGAAUAUGACACUCUGCAAACAGGAUGACCUUGGAAUCACACAACCAAGUCAAAACAUAAAUGUGGCUUCUGGAUCAAAUGGGUUCAUGCUGUAUUCUGAGGAAGAUAAGAGAUUAAUUGCUACAACAAAGAGUGAUGUCUGGUCCUAUGGAACAUUGCUAUGGGAAAUAUUCUCUUUGGAUGUAAAUCCCUACCCUGGUAUUCAGGUUGAUAACAACUUCUACAAAUUAAUUCAAAAUGGAUUUAAAAUGGACCGACUAUAUUAUGCUACAAAAGAUGUGAGUGUAUUUUCUGAAAACUAUUACAUAAUGCAGUCCUGCUGGGCCCUUAACUGGGAAAGACCCUCUUUUUCUUGGCUGGUUUUCUCACUUGUCUGUCAGCUGGCUGAGGCAGAAGGAGCAGUUUACCAAAAUAUGGAGAAAAUUGUUUCUGCACACAGUUCCAGUUAUAAAAAUAAACUACAUGUAAGCAGGAAUGAGGAAUCUCUUCUAUCUACAAUUUUGCCCUUGAAUGAAGACUCUCAGGUUGAACAGUAA
Rhea pennata is the source of this 2541-nucleotide messenger RNA. RefSeq names its product fms related receptor tyrosine kinase 3 (gene FLT3). Gene Ontology annotation, cellular component: plasma membrane; signaling receptor complex. NCBI's taxonomy places the organism in Eukaryota, Metazoa, Chordata, Aves, Rheiformes, Rheidae. The record is from RefSeq and is a predicted model, not a curated record. Gene Ontology annotation, biological process: multicellular organism development; cytokine-mediated signaling pathway; protein phosphorylation. Gene Ontology annotation, molecular function: growth factor binding; ATP binding; transmembrane receptor protein tyrosine kinase activity.